This is a messenger RNA of Manis pentadactyla (Chinese pangolin), 423 nucleotides long. It is a transcript of the gene SMIM23, whose product is annotated as small integral membrane protein 23. Lineage: Eukaryota; Metazoa; Chordata; Mammalia; Pholidota; Manidae. The record is from RefSeq and is a predicted model, not a curated record.
AUGGUGAUCCAACACGUGGGCAGCAGGGGGCGACUGUCAGCAGAGCUGUUUGAAAGGAGGAGAGGCGGUCGCUGUGAGGACAAGAAGCAGACACUGUUGGCAUUGCUGAUCCUGGGGCCGUACUUGGGGACAGGGCUAUCAGGAGGAAGUUGGAAGGUGUCAGAAAGGGUCAGAGAAUGUAACUAUUCCCAGAAUCCUGUGACUUCCCAGGGGUUUGAAUACCAGAGCAAUGAAUUCUCAGCAGAGCCAGUAAAGGUCAUCAGAACCUGGAUGAAGGAAAACUUGUGCAUUUUCUUGGUGAAGCUAGAGCAAGAGGUACAAGAGCUGGAGCAGCUGGUACGGGAUGUGGAGGAGUGGCUGGAAGCCCUGCUGGGAGAGGGCCUCCAGGAGGAACCCUGCUCCAACUUCAAAAAUCGCUUGUGA